This is a messenger RNA of Didymella exigua CBS 183.55, 906 nucleotides long. RefSeq names its product transferase. The transcript is spliced from 3 exons. NCBI's taxonomy places the organism in Eukaryota, Fungi, Ascomycota, Dothideomycetes, Pleosporales, Didymellaceae. The coding region runs from base 1 to 906 and encodes 301 amino acids. The record is from RefSeq and is a predicted model, not a curated record. Gene Ontology annotation, molecular function: glutathione transferase activity. Gene Ontology annotation, cellular component: cytoplasm.
AUGCCUUCUCGGUUCCGAAGCGUUAUACCCUCUGAGCAUUUCCCUGCGGAAACGGACCGGUACGUCUUAUAUGUCAACGCAGUCUGUCCAUGGGCGCAUCGCGCAGUCAUCGUCCGCAGCUUGAAGGGACUGGAGGACGUUGUCGAAAUGGUCGAGGUGGAUGCCAGGGAUCCCGUGCAUGGGUGGUACUUCUCCGGACGGCGCGGCCCGUCGUGUGAUCCCAGAUAUGGCAUUCGAUGGCUGAAAGAGCUAUACCUGAGGGCUGAUCCCGGUUACGCCGGACGUAUCACGAUACCAGUGCUAUGGGACAGGCAGCGAGAAACAAUCGUCAACAACGAAAGCGGAGACAUCGUCCGCAUACUGACCAGAUCGUUCGACCAUCUCCUGCCCCCCGCUCGCCGCGAAGCCAACAAAGGACCUGCGGCUCUCGUCCCAGCCGCUCUGGCGCCGCAAAUCGACGAGCUAAACUCCUGGGUCCACGACACGGUGAACAACGGCGUGUACAAGAUCGGCUUCGCCACCUCGCAAGCCGCGUACAACGAGCACAUUGCUAAGCUCUUUCAAUCCCUGGACCGCCUGGAAGCCCAUCUGUCGCAACCGCAGCACAGUCCGUAUCUGUUUGGCCCACACGUAACCGAAGCGGACGUGCGGUUGUACACGACGCUCAUCCGCUUCGACGUCGCGUACUAUCCGCUUUUCAAAUGCAAUAUCAAGAUGAUACGGAUGGACUACCCCCGACUGCAUGCGUGGCUGAGACGGCUGUAUUGGGACGAAGGGCCGGAGACCGCGGGCGGAGCGUUUAGGAAGAGCACUCAAUUUGAAGUGAUUAAGCGGGGAUAUGCGUCGGUGACAGUGGGGAACGGCGUUGUGCCCGCUGGACCGCUACCGCAUGUUCUGCCUCUGUAA